Gloeophyllum trabeum ATCC 11539 is the source of this 1569-nucleotide messenger RNA. RefSeq lists its product as uncharacterized. Bases 1 to 1569 code for a protein of 522 amino acids. Gene Ontology annotation, cellular component: shelterin complex. Gene Ontology annotation, biological process: regulation of DNA-templated transcription; telomere maintenance via telomere lengthening. Gene Ontology annotation, molecular function: telomeric repeat DNA binding. The record is from RefSeq and is a predicted model, not a curated record. Lineage: Eukaryota; Fungi; Basidiomycota; Agaricomycetes; Gloeophyllales; Gloeophyllaceae. The transcript is spliced from 8 exons.
AUGGCCAAUAGCGUCCCGCCGACGCAGUUCUUCAUACAGAAGGAUAUCCCUCCGCAGACGCAGGCUGAGCUUGUAGACGCCAUUACGCGAAUGGGUGGCAGGGUAGAAUCGAAAGUGCCUCGGGCGGGCUUCAUCCUCACAUUACCUGGUUCACCGGAAGAAGAGCGGCUGCGCUUGUGCUGGCUGACAGCGGAUCGACCGGAACGGUACUUCGUGCCUUGGACAUAUGUGGAGGCGUGUAGGGUGGCAGGAUCGAUGUUGAAACAAAUAUUUAUUCAAAAUGGAGAACCGAUCAAAUUCCACAUUCAUCCGUCUAUCGCCAACGUGAACGCGAGAACAGCGUUAGCGCAGCGUAUCCAGCAUUCCGGUGGCGACCCCAAUGCCACACAACAAGACGCCAGAGUGAUUCUGGCUGAUCCCAAUACGGAGGUGUUUGAUCACUUGGUGAAAACAUAUCAGGGCGUCCCUGAAAAGUACAUUGAAUCGUACUUGUGGGUCAAAAAGUGUGUGGAUAAAGGUGGUGUAUACUAUACACCUCUAGUGUACAAGAAUCCCGGAGGUAGACGUCCUGGGGAAGAACGGACGCAAUUCAAUGACGAAGACGAGGAACACUUGUGCCGAUGGAUAGCGGCAAAGAUACCUUACAAGGAGACCGGCGGCCGUACAGGUAACCGACUAUACCAACAACUCGUCGAGCUGUCCAGUGACCCGGAGUACGCUUGGGUCCAACGGCAUACGUGGCAGUCAUGGAGAGAACGGUACAAGAAGAACGCGGAUCGUCUCGAUGCUAUGAUUGCAACAAUCGUUGCCGAGACAAAACCCCAGCUGGGUGAGAAGGGUCAAUACGGCUAUGUUCGAAUGCCGGAGGAGAAGCCAAAGCGAGAUCGCGGCCGCAAUGAUCAUGGACAACCAUACCCUCAAGCGCACUUGCACCCUGCCCCUCAGGAUAAUCCGCACAUUCCUGUACUCCCUCAUCCUCCGCCAUCCCCACCUCACCUACCGCACUUGCCUCCUAUUCGCCAAUUUGAUUCAGCUGUGGACUACCUGAACCUGCCAGUGCUUCCGCCUAACGGUCCCAAUGCUGUGAACGGGGAUAAUGGGGUGAACGGAAUGAACAGCAAUAUACAGGCGCACGAGAAUCGCGAACAGGGUAAUAUUGACCCCAAUCUCGAUCAGAAUCAAGAGGGCGCCAAUGCUGCUCCUGCUAUCAAUGGUAAUGGCGAAUAUGAUUCAGAUUUCCCAGCCAUCCGCAUCGGUACCGCCCCUCCUCCUCCAUGGGCCUUGCAGAAGCGACGAUACAGCGAUGGCUCCGAAGAUGAGGAAAGGGCUAAACGGUAUAGAGCGAACGACGCAGCAUCCUCUGGCAAAUGCAUGCUACGGGCCAAUUCUCCUCGGUCAUUCCCCAACGGCCCUUUGCACGUCGUGGACCAGGCUAUCAUGGACAUCGCAAAAGAAUCAAGGUUCACUGUCGAGGAGGUACAAGAGUUCUACGACAAGACCGGACAGAUGGAGGCCACUCGGGAGCGGUUCAUGAAUAUGAGGAAAAAACUGCUUGAAUUAUUUGGAUGA